AUGUCCACUCCGACCAGUAUCUUCAAACUGUCACUUCCUUUGAAUUCAUUCAAAUUAAACAUAACUAAACUACCCAUCUCCCUAAAAACCACAAAUUCCAACAGCACAAAAUUAUCGCCACCGUCAUGGCGGCGGAUACUAGCUGAAAGAUCCUUCGGUGCCCCAAGCGAGGUUCCUUCAAGGCCAAACUAUACGUUACCGUCGCCGGAUGUUCUGGAGAUUGUAGGGACUUCUGAAAUGGACCCUUCCGAUAGCGACCCUCCACCACUCAGUCGUCCUACGCCUGACAGUCGUCCUACGCCUGACACUGGUCCUGAUUUUUCGAAGCCACCAUUGGGACCUCCUCCAACUGGUCCUAAAGUAGUUCCUAUCCCACCAUCACCUCCUCCCAGUCGGGAGCCGCCACCUGAAGUGAAUCCUCCUUCAACUCCUCCGGAUUAUGUGUCGCCACCCUCUGUACCACCAAAAAUUCCAAAACUGGGAAUCCCUCCUGAAGUUCUAGUUGGGAAAUAA
Messenger RNA from Hibiscus syriacus, 513 nucleotides. RefSeq names its product proline-rich receptor-like protein kinase PERK10. Bases 1 to 513 code for a protein of 170 amino acids. Lineage: Eukaryota; Viridiplantae; Streptophyta; Magnoliopsida; Malvales; Malvaceae. The record is from RefSeq and is a predicted model, not a curated record. The transcript has a single exon.